CAACCAUAGUCCCAAAUUGCCUUUGUACAUAUACUUUAUCCCAUUAUACCAAAUUUAAAUUCAAAAAUCUUCAUUUUUCUUCUUCUUCUUCUCUGUUUAAAGUUAUUGUUUAUUACUGUUAUUUCAUCAAAUUGAGUGCAAAUUUUUUAGCUUUAUGAUUGUUUCUGGUGACCCACAUUCUUAAUUCACUGUUCCCUUCAUAAAGAGAAGAAGAAGAUUCUUUGAAACCUCUUCUUUUGUCAAGUCUUCUCGGCUAAAAAAAAUACAGAAAGCCACCAUUAAUGCUGGUCACCUCUCUGUCUUUAAUGUUCUUAUCACCUUCUUACCUCUAGCUUCCCCAGUUUCUUUCUCGUCUAUGUGUUAAUACCACAAACACACACACAAGAACACCGAACAUUCUCAUCCACGGUUUCUUUCUGCAUUUGUCCUCACUUCCUCCUCAACUCUCUUUCUUCUUCUCCUGCUUUUCGUUUCCUUGGAGUUUUUUUUCUGGAGAGGAGCGUCUAGGAUCACGAGCUGUGUUUAGUUUCCUUGACUUGAGCUGACUAGCCGUUCCUCUCUGAGUUAAGUUCAUUGUCUCCACAGUUUCUGGAAACAUUGUGUGUGAAUUUACAAAGACACCUCUAUUGGUCUCUUUCAGUUUUCUCUUCUGCUAAUUUUAUCAUGGUUCAGUCAAAGGUCUCACCUUUACUCUUUCUUUCAUGGCUCUUGUUCUUACAAAGCACCCAUCAACUUCAAAACUCUCAGACCCAGGUCCUCUAUCAGCUCAGGAAACAUCUAGAAUUCCCCAAAGCUCUCGAAUCUUGGGGAAGUUACUACGGAGACUUAUGUCUAAUCUCUGCAACUCCUCAUAUGAGCAUUUCCUGUGAAGGCAAUUCCAUCACGGAGCUUAAAGUCAUGGGAGACAAGCUUCUAAAACCUUUUGGCACGUUUGAUGGGUUUUCACUACCAAACCGUACUCUCUCUGAAGCUUUCUUGAUCGAUUCUUUUGCUACUACAUUGACAAGGCUUACAAGCUUGAGGGUUCUUAGCUUAGUGUCACUAGGCAUCUUUGGUGAGCUCCCAGGGAAGAUCCAUCGGUUGUAUUCACUAGAGUCCUUGGAUUUGAGUUCGAAUUAUCUCUUUGGUUCUGUCCCUCCUGAUGUUUCCAGAUUGGUUAAGCUUCAAAGCCUGAUGCUUGAUGGAAACUACUUCAACGGCAGUGUUCCUGACACGUUGGCUUCCCUGACUAACCUCACUGUUCUUAGUUUGAAGAACAACCGGUUCAACGGGCCGUUUCCUUCUUCAGUCUGCAGAAUUGGAAGACUAACGAAUCUUGCUCUCUCUCACAAUGAGAUCUCUGGUGAAUUGCCUGAUCUCAUCAAGUUAGAGCAUCUCCAUAUGCUGGAUCUAAGAGAGAACCACUUUGAUUCUGAACUACCUAUGUUGCCGAAGAGAUUGGUUACUGUUCUUCUGAGCAAGAACUCAUUCUCCGGCGAGAUUCCAAGGCAUUUUGGCGGUUUGUCUCAGCUUCAGCAUCUUGACUUGUCGUUCAAUCAUCUUACCGGAACUCCACCUCGGUUCUUGUUCUCCUUGCCAAGCAUUAGUUACUUGGACUUGGCGUCUAACAAGCUCGGUGGGAAGCUACCACUCAAUCUCUCCUGUGGAGGCAAGCUCGGUUUUGUGGAUUUGUCUAAUAACAGAUUGAUUGGGACUCCUCCUCGUUGCCUGGCAGGCUCUUCCGGCGAGAGAGUUGUUAAGCUCGGUGGAAACUGCUUGUCUAUAAACAGCAGUCAUGAUCAGCAUCAAGAGUUCUUAUGUGAAGAAGCUGAAGGAAAACAGUUGCAAGGAAGAAAAAUUGGGACUUUAAUUGCUGUCAUUAGUGGAGCUGUUCUAGUUCUUGCGUUGGUUGCACUCGGACUAGUCCUGUUAUGUGUAAAGCGUUCAUGUUGUUGUUGUUCAAGAGGAAAGUCAGUACCGAAAACUCGGUUUAAGGUUCUGACUGAUAAUUCACACACCAGUCUCUCCUCUGAAGUUCUUGCUAAUGCAAGGCUAAUCUCUCAAACGGCGAAGCUAGUUGCACAAGGUGUGCCUUCAUGCCGCUCAUUUUCUUUUGAAGAGUUAAAGGAAGCCACAGAGGGUUUUCAUGCAUCACGUUUCUUAGGUGAAGGCUCCCUUGGAAAGCUAUACAGAGGAACAUUGGAAAAUGGAAGUUAUAUAACUGUGAGAUGUUUGGUUUUAUCAAGAAAAUUCUCUAGCCAAAGUAUCAGAGGUCACUUAGAUUGGAUGUCUAAGCUCAACCAUCCUCAUCUCCUUAGCUUCUUGGGACAUUGCACUCAAACCAGCGGAGAACAUGAUCCUGCAGCGACCAUACUCUACCUUGUUUACGAGUAUAUUCCCAACGGGACAUAUCGUGCGCAUCUCUCAGAGUCUUGCUCGGAGAAGAUCCUAACGUGGCCAGACCGGUUAGCAAUUCUGAUUGAGAUAGCAAAGGCGGUUCAUUUUCUUAACACCGGUGUAAUGCCUGGCUCCUUCAACAAUCAUCUGAAGACUAACAACAUUUUGCUUGACGAACAUAAGAUUGCAAAGCUCAGUGACUAUGGAGUCUCUGCCAUCAUUGAAGAGAAUGAAAAGCUUGAGACAAAGUCAGAACCUCACAACAAGUCAAAGAAAAUAGCUAAAAGAGAGGAUGAUGUGUACAACUUUGGAUUCAUACUUCUGGAAUCUCUCAUAGGACCAUUGCCCACUACAAAAGGAGAGGCCUUUCUUCUAAACGAAAUGACGUCAUUUGAGAGCCAAGACGGUCGUCAGAAAAUAGUGAGUCCAACGGUGCUAACAACGAGCUCUCAGGAGUCUUUAGCGAUUGCGAUCUCAAUCGCUAAUAAAUGCGUUUUGCUUGAACCUUCCGCAAGGCCUUCCUUUGAAGAUGUUCUCUGGAACUUACAAUAUGCGGCUCAGAUGCAGUCUGCCGCAGACGCUGAACGCAAGUCUGACACGUCGCCAUGAAUCCGGAGCGCUAGUGUUUGAUAAUUUUUUCUUUUCGGUUUUUGAAUAUGUAAAGUUUUAUUAGUUUGGUCUUAAUACAAGCUAGCAUAUUAAGGUUUCUAAUACAACAAAAGUCUACAUAACUGUUCCAAUGUGAGGCUUUCAACCA
Molecule: messenger RNA, 3133 nt
Organism: Brassica oleracea var. oleracea
Lineage: Eukaryota; Viridiplantae; Streptophyta; Magnoliopsida; Brassicales; Brassicaceae
Product: probable inactive leucine-rich repeat receptor-like protein kinase At3g03770
Exons: 7
Coding region: 664-2985 (773 amino acids)
Biological process (GO): protein phosphorylation
Molecular function (GO): ATP binding; protein binding; protein kinase activity
Source: RefSeq, a predicted model, not a curated record